This is a messenger RNA of Emiliania huxleyi CCMP1516, 1008 nucleotides long. RefSeq lists its product as hypothetical. NCBI's taxonomy places the organism in Eukaryota, Haptophyta, Isochrysidales, Noelaerhabdaceae. The coding region runs from base 1 to 1008 and encodes 335 amino acids. The record is from RefSeq and is a predicted model, not a curated record. The transcript is spliced from 4 exons.
AUGUCCUCGUCCUCCGCGCUCGCCGCAGAGGCGGCUCCGCCCUCGGCGCUGCGCUGGGCCGUGCUGCCGUGGAGCUUCUUCAUCGGCGAGAAUGUGCUCCUCUCGCACAACCGCGCCUCCAUCAUCGCGCUGUGCGGCGGCGAUGAGCAGUCCUACCACGCCCUCUACAACGCCCUCUCCACCGCGGCCUGCGCCUCGCUCGGAUUCGGCUACUUCUUCCGCGUCGCUGGUGCGCCUCCGCUGCGGCACGUCUCCGUGGCGGCGGUCGGCGGCAGCUUCGUCCUCCAGGCGGUCGGUCUCGCAGGCCUCUUCCAGGCGCUCCCCCGCGUGCAGCUUCCCCUGGCGAGCGAGCCGGCCCACGGCGAGCGCGCGGAGCCGGCGGCGGCGAGCAAAGCCGGCGCUGCCGCCCGGCAGUGGGUGAUCCGCUGCCCGAUGGACUUCAAGGGCGAGUCGGCCUCGCCAGCGGUGACGAGCCCGGACGGGCUGCACGGGCUGCACCGCGUCUCGCGGCACCCGAUGCUCUGGUCGCUCGCCGCUGUUGGGCUCGGCGGCGCGCUGGCCGUCCCCUCGGCGCCGCAGGCAGUGUGGCUGCUCGGCCCUGCCGCGAUGGCGCUGCUCGGCGGAGCGCACAUCGACUACCGCCACCGCCGCGGCGAGGGAGGCACGCUGAGCGCAGAGACGGAGCGCGUCACCUCGCUCCUCCCAUUCGCUGCGAUGGCGGCGGGCGCGCAGGCCGAGGGGGCGCUGGGCUCGCUGCAGGCGCUGGCACGCGAGCUCAAGGUCGAGAAUGCCGUCCUGGGCGUGCUGCUGGCGGCGAGGCGGGGCGGCUGGCCGGCGUGGGACGGGCUGGCGAGCAAGACGCCCAUUGAGUGUUCAUUUUAUAAAAGCCAGCGGCCGCUCCUCGUCUUCAAAAACAUAUUAAAAAGAAAAAAGAACGCGCUCUUUUUGAACAUGAAGCACUGCACCCCCUCCCCUCCGCCCGACGGCUUUCCAGCUGUGCUACGCUAG